AUGACCUACGAGCAAAGUGACUACAACGAGGAACAAGAUGAGUUGGUAAUGCAACUGAACGUUCACAUUAACGAUUUGCCGAGCGAAAUCUUGCUCGCGGUAUUUUGUAAUUUGUCCCCUGUGGACUUGAAAGACGCACGGUUAGUUUGUCGCCAAUGGAACAACGUGAUUCUGGAUAAAGCAGCAUGGAUUCGGGCGUUUGACAACAAGUUCCAGACCGGCGAUGUUUUUGCGUCCGUCACGGGGUCCGACCGGUGGAUUCUGGAAUAUUUCGGCCGCUUGGCGGCGCUGCGAACGUGGGCCAAGGCCAAGUCGUGGUCGAAGCUGUAUUCCCUAGUAAAUAAUGAGUAUGGUCAAGUGGACCAAGUAGUCGCCGAUUUUGUCCACGAUAGGCUUUUGACGUUCUCGAGAGCUCUGGGAACUGUCACUUCUUGUACACUCACUCUGGGUAAAAAUCAGGUGUUCAUUCCUGAGAACCAUGUCUUUGCCAGCACUCUGGCCUACGAUGUCAACUGGACUUACCUUUGUGUCGGCAAGAUUAGUGGCGAAGUUUACUUGAAAAACCUCAUUACGGCUACAUCUUCAGGAUCUAGUAGAACCUCUGUGACAUGCUUGAAGACAUGUGCCGAGCCGGUGGCUGGAGUAAGAAUGAACUCCGACUUUGACAAACACAGGGAAAGAGCAGACAUUUUGGUGGUGACUAAAUCUGGAAUAUUACAAUUUCUCGAUUUAGACGCUCAUGCACACGGAGAGAUACGUUUAGACGAUACGGCGCUUUAUUUGGACUCUGACUUCAAGAGCAGAAUUGUAGUGAUCACAUCGAAGUACAUCAACGUUAUCGAUUUUGCAUCGAGAAAGCCACAACAGAAGAUUGCUCACGGGUGGGAAUUUGACGCGAAACCUUGUGUCUGUGAUGUUGACUUUUAUGACUCGAAUGUGGUAUUGGGACUCGCAGAUGUGUUCAAGGUCUUUCAUAUCGACGGAAAUACUUUCUCUGUUGCCGAAGGAAACAUACACCCAUCUCUAUCGAUCAUAGGCGGCACAAUCCAAGAGUGCGAUAAAGAAAGAAAUACUCAAAUUGCUGGUGGUGACGGACGACUCUAUGCAUUGACGGUCUCUAAUGGUAGCGUUGCAGUCUUCGAGCUUCGAGAAGCUAGGUCACCUAUAGAGUUUAAAACGACGAUAAUGCCAUUUGCAGACGAUCGCACUCCUCAAAACAUACACAUGUACACCAAAGUUGCCCUCAACAGCUCUGUGAUUGCCAUUGGAGCACUUGCGGACUGGAUACAUUUCUAUGACUCUCAUUCGGGCCACUACCUAAGAGAAGGUGCAAAAGUCUCGCGAAAGCUCACUCGAAAUGGAAUGGUCCCAAUUCUGUACAUCAAAUUUGCCCAUAAUGGCGCUGGUGGAGUUGUUGUGAGCGGAGACGUUGUGCAAUACUUUAAAUUUGGCGAGUCAAUGUUGGACUCGAAGCGCCCUAAUACUCCGCAAGACCUUGACAUGAGAAACAAGAGGACAAUUCAACAGCAUAUCAAGAACCAGCUCGACGAGUAUACCGAGCUUGAGCAUCACAAAGAAGUACUGGCACAACUUGCUGACAAGUUCAACGGCACUACCUUUGAGAACGAGCAAGAAGAACUACGUGUUGCUAUGGCCUUGAGUGCCAGUACUGUUGAUGUAGAAGAUUCAGAUCUUGAGCGGGUGUUGGCUUUGCUGCGUGAAGAUGUUGCCUCGCCAAUGUCACAUCAGGCUGAAAUGGUGGAGGACUGGGAAUCCCCUGAACCUGCAACAUACAAUAUUGGUUCUAGUCGUGCUCUUGAAAGUGCAGUAGAUGUCGAAGAACUGGAAGACGAAAUUCUACAACGGGUCUUGAAACUUUCGAUGUUGGAGCAUUAG
Molecule: messenger RNA, 1896 nt
Organism: Australozyma saopauloensis
Lineage: Eukaryota; Fungi; Ascomycota; Pichiomycetes; Serinales; Metschnikowiaceae
Product: SCF ubiquitin ligase complex subunit
Exons: 1
Coding region: 1-1896 (631 amino acids)
Molecular function (GO): protein binding
Source: RefSeq, a predicted model, not a curated record